GUCUGCCACAUUUAUUCGCACUAUUCACGAUGGUCACUUGUCUUGUUUUGACUUUCUGGUUUCAUUCAAUAUGGCGUUGGAGAAGUUUGCCAUUGAGUCAUCGUACGAUAAUAUUUGAUUUUCCACUUUGUUACAAGUGUUUUGAUAACUUUGUCGCAUCUUCCACGUUCUGUCUGUGAUUGCCUUUUUAUUUAAGUGUUCUUCUUGAGGCUCCAAGAUGUCCAGUGAAGAAUGUGAUUCAGAUAUGGAAUAUUCUGAUAAUGAUUGUUGCUAUGCGGAUUAUUACAACACUGGAAAUGACUGUGACAUCGACCAAAUUGAUCCAAGUAAAAUCGAUCCGGAGUUCUUUAUAUUUGAGUGUCUGUCAGUUGAAGAAGUAGAACGUUUAUUGAAUGAAAAUGUGGAACUACUGAGUAGUAGUUUACAGAUUACUCCGUCACUUGCUAAAGUCUUACUCCACACUCAUGGAUGGGCUGUACAAGAUUUAAUAUCCAAGUAUCGAUCUGAUGCCUCCCUGUUAUUGGUGCAGUCUCGCAUUAAACCACCACAUCCACCAUCUAACUCUGAUGGUUCCAGUUCUCAUAGUUCACAAAGUUCACUCUCAUCUAAAGAUAGCUUGGAAGAAGAUGAAAACCAGAAGCCUUGUCCAGUUUGUGUGAUGCUAUGUAAUGUCGAAAUUUUCAGUAGUUUAGCUUGUGGUCACAAAUUUUGUAAAGACUGCUGGACAAUGCACUUUGAAGUUCAGAUUAUUCAAGGAAUUUCUACUGGAAUGAGUUGUAUGGCACAGCAAUGUGAUAUUUUGGCACCAGAAGAUUUUGUUUUAACUCUCCUAAAUAAACCAAAUCUGAGGGACAAGUAUCAACAGUUUGUUUUCCACGACUAUGUAAAAUCCCAUCCCCAGUUACGUUUUUGUCCUGGUCCAAACUGUCAAGUGCUAAUCCAUGCCAAGGAACCAAGAGCAAAACGGGCAGUUUGCACAAACUGCAAAACAUCUUUUUGUUUUAAGUGUGGGAUGAAUUACCAUGCACCUACGGACUGUUCCACAAUAAAAAAAUGGCUCACCAAAUGUGCAGAUGAUAGUGAAACUGCCAACUACAUCAGCGCUCACACCAAAGAUUGCCCCCGCUGUCACAUAUGUAUUGAAAAGAAUGGUGGCUGUAACCAUAUGCAGUGCUACAGUUGCAAACAUGAAUUUUGUUGGAUGUGUUUGGGUGACUGGAAGGCUCACGGCUCAGAGUAUUAUGAAUGUUCGCGCUACAAAGAAAAUCCAAAUAUUGCUCAUGAAAGUGUUCAUGCUCAAGCAAGAGAAGCUCUUAAAAAGUAUCUUCAUUAUUACGAAAGAUGGGAAAACCAUUCUAAAAGCUUGAAACUAGAGGAACAAACACUUCUCACUAUCAAAACCAGGAUCAAUCAGAAAGUUAUGAAUGCGUCAGGAACUUGGAUUGAUUGGCAGUACCUCUUGGAUGCUGCAAUGCUCCUAGCAAAAUGUCGUUAUUCUUUACAAUACACUUAUCCAUAUGCUUACUACAUGGAACCUAGUUCACGAAAGGAAUUGUUUGAAUAUCAGCAAGCUCAAUUGGAAGCUGAGAUAGAAAACUUAUCUUGGAAAGUAGAACGAGCUGAAACUACAGAUAGAGGUGAUCUUGAAAAUCAAAUGGAUAUAGCUGAGAAGAGACGAACAACAUUACUUAAGGAUUUCUUAGAGGUAUGACAAAGCUAUCAACUUAUUUAUUCAUAUCUGGAGUCAGUUAUGUGCCAAGAUGUAAGCAAUUUUAAGGAACUCCCUUUUCAUUGUUGUUUUGCUUUUCCUCCUUAAACAUCACAUUUGAGCCAACAAUAUUUAUUUAUGUUUGGCUUGUUUGGUCAAUAUGUGCUUAAAAUCAUUUUAUCACACUGAGUGUGGUCACAACUAGAUCACCCUGGGUUAAAUUAUAGGGGUUUAUAUCACAUGCUGAACUCAAUAUUUUAAUGUCUAGUUUUUUCAUCUCAAACAGGGGUUUGCGUUUGUAGUUUUACAUCUUAUAAGCCAGGUACCGUUUUGUACAUAGAUUAGAAUAAAAUCAAAUUAAUUUUUUUUUAAAAAACGCAGAAAAAAUCAGAAUUAGGUGAUUUGUCAUGUAACAAGUUAGGUUACUUAAGAAGUCUGUUGUAAAAGGAUUAUCUUCUCGCUUUCAUUUCCAUCACAUUGGGUAGCUAAUUACAUGCAAUCUAUUUAUUAAGUUGUUAUGUAUGAGUAUGAAUUCAAGAAGGCAAGUUUGUUUUAGCCCAUGUAAUUUAGCCUAUGGCAUUAAAAAUUCCCAAGAAUCAGGGUGUUUCUUCUUGUACAAAUUUCUUACAAAAACUUAUUGUUGUGAAGUUUGUACCAAUUUCUUUUUUCAAAGUGAUUUUGGAGAUCUAGAUAAGUUUAUAGAAAAUAUAUUGCUAAUUUUCUUGUUGUAAAACAACAAUCUAAGUAGUUGAAAAAGAAAUGAAAUUCAUUAAGUAACCUAUUGUAUGAGAGUGCUAGCUUAAUCCUCCUGUGGCAAAGAAAUUGAAAAGUAGUAUGAUGACAUUUUCUACUGCCUGUCCUUGGUCAACUAUUUUCUCUUGAAGUUAUUCAAAAUUUUCUGCUUUUAUAUCCAGUUUGUGAGAUAAUACUGUUGGUGUAUUGACACUAUGCAAGUUAAGAAUUAGUCUUCCAUGAUGACUUUUUUUGUGUGUUAAUACUAAUCAAGAAAAAAAAUUCUUGCAACCAAACAUGAACUGAAAAUCCUUACUCUUAUUCUCCCAACCAAGAACACUAUACUGUGAUCUGAUAUAAAUAUGUAAUAUAUAGUAUAUACCUUGUGUGUGUGUACGUGCGUGUGUGUGUUCUAUUUGACAUUUAACAAAUUUGUGUUAAGCUGACUGACUCACUUUCGAGGACACUGUUUUAAGUUAUGUCCAUUGUAAAUAUGUGAAGGUAGAAUUAAAGGCUGUUUUAUUUUCA
This is a messenger RNA of Frankliniella occidentalis (western flower thrips), 2968 nucleotides long. RefSeq names its product potential E3 ubiquitin-protein ligase ariadne-2 (gene ari-2). The transcript has 8 exons. Gene Ontology annotation, molecular function: zinc ion binding; ubiquitin conjugating enzyme binding; ubiquitin protein ligase activity. The record is from RefSeq and is a predicted model, not a curated record. Lineage: Eukaryota; Metazoa; Arthropoda; Insecta; Thysanoptera; Thripidae. Bases 218 to 1711 code for a protein of 497 amino acids. Gene Ontology annotation, biological process: protein polyubiquitination; positive regulation of proteasomal ubiquitin-dependent protein catabolic process; ubiquitin-dependent protein catabolic process. Gene Ontology annotation, cellular component: ubiquitin ligase complex; cytoplasm.